GUUUUCUCUCAUUUCUCCCCCGCUUCAGACUUGAUGUGGGUGGUGUUAUUGUUUGAAGUUGUGUUCUCGGAAGUAGAAGGUUCCAGUUUCAGGCUGACGUGGUGAAAUCCCAAGUUACUUUUCAUCGCUUUUUAAGAUCCUUGACCAAAAUGACUUGGAUUGACAACGAUGGUACAAUUCACGAGUCCAUGCCAUGGGGUGUUUCCAAAAUCACAUCCAUGUUCUGGGGAUUUUUGAAUGUUGUGUAUUUGUUCUUCACAACCCUCAUUCCAGGUCUACGUAAUUCAGAUGGGGAGAGCACAAGCUACAGAGCACCUCGAGGUGGUGGCGGUGGUGGUGGAGGAGGCGGUGGGGGUGGUUUCAACGGACGCGGCCCUCCUCGCCCACCAAAGCCAAGAGGAAACUUCAGAUCAUUUGGUGAUAUGUUCGGCCAGGGCUCUGUCAAUAUGGGAGGUUGCCCUGGUGGGAGCUGUGGCAGAAUGUAAGAUCAAACAACAUUGAGAGGAAGCCUGCUUGAAACAAUUUUGUAAUAUGCCUAUUUGAGAACAUUGAACUAUUUGCUUGUAAUUACUACAGUACCUUCACUAUUAAAACAAAUUUCCACAUCAAAAUAGACUUGGAUUCAAAAUUGUUUUAAUCUAGGCUUCGUAUCUUUUAAUCUACUGAAAUGUUGAGGUCAUAAAUGAAUUGUGAUAAUAUUUAGAGUGUAACAGUAAUUGUGGAGUGUAAAUCCUUUGCACUGAAUUUCUUUUCUUGUUCUCUCUGGGAACUGCUAAAUUUAAUCUAUUAAUUUUUGUAAAUACUUUAAUGUGUUGUUCUUAUUUUAUUUUAUUUUUCUUUUGCAAUGUAAUCUGUAUGCGUGAGACGAAAAUGUUUGUCAACACACUUCACUGUGUCAAGAGCAGCAUUCCAGAUUCAUUUCACAUAUAUAGAUUAGUUUCUUUUUUCAUAUUCCAUCUUGUUGUCAUGUGUUCCUGAUGUCAGUGAGAGUGAUGUGUUAACUACUAUAAAUCUUUGUAUUUUUUUUUCCUUGUUUGGCUGUCUUGAAUGGUCUUAUUUCUAAUGUGAUAAAUAUAUGUACUUGAGAAGUUAA
Messenger RNA from Frankliniella occidentalis (western flower thrips), 1093 nucleotides. Its product is annotated as glycine-rich selenoprotein-like. Gene Ontology annotation, cellular component: endoplasmic reticulum membrane; Golgi apparatus. Bases 150 to 485 code for a protein of 111 amino acids. The transcript has 4 exons. NCBI's taxonomy places the organism in Eukaryota, Metazoa, Arthropoda, Insecta, Thysanoptera, Thripidae. Gene Ontology annotation, biological process: calcium ion transport; endoplasmic reticulum calcium ion homeostasis. The record is from RefSeq and is a predicted model, not a curated record.